This is a messenger RNA of Mya arenaria, 1189 nucleotides long. RefSeq names its product caveolin-3-like. The record is from RefSeq and is a predicted model, not a curated record. Lineage: Eukaryota; Metazoa; Mollusca; Bivalvia; Myida; Myidae. Gene Ontology annotation, cellular component: caveola. The transcript has 2 exons. Gene Ontology annotation, biological process: caveola assembly. Gene Ontology annotation, molecular function: molecular adaptor activity. Bases 35 to 574 code for a protein of 179 amino acids.
CUCAAAUGUUUACGUUAUCUCCGCGACUACUUCAAUGGCGUCCAUUCCACCGAGGAAAGGUCUUUUGGCUUUCAAAAAGACGUCGUUUGACGCUUUCUCACCUUCUGAUCCAACCGAUACGUCAUUGCCGGUAAUGACGCCACCAAAACCGAACGGUAAAGAUGUGAAAGAGAAGAAGAAACGUCGAAUAUCAUCAGAAUUGAGGGACCCGGAAAAUGUUAACGACAUCGUUAAGAUCGAGUUUAACGAUAUAUUCGCGGAGCCCGAGGGAACGUACAGCUUUGGGACAAUCUGGGGCGCAUCCAACAACCUGUUCACAGAUACCAAGGUGUGGUGUUACAAGUUCUUGUCUGCCCUUCUUGCCGUUCCCUGUAGCAUCUGCUGGGGCGUCAAUUUCGCUUGCCUCUCGUUCUGUCAGAUCUGGCUCUGUGAGCCUGGCAUCCGGUGUGGCACCAUCCACUGCCGACCUUGGUCGCGGAUCUUCGGUCUCCUCGUCCGCUCAUUUGUUGAACCUACCUUCGCAGCCGUCGGAAAAAUCUUUGGUAACAUCCGGGUUACAACGUCGAAGGAAUGAUUUACCGAGGGUUGAAAGACAUGAUCGUUCAUAGAAUUGGUAAAUGAGAUAUGGUAAAAAAACUCAGCCAUGGAAACAUUUAUGGAUUGAUCCCAAAUUACUUAAACAUUUUUCUUAAAAAAGAGCAUCGUCAUCGUAUGUUUUGUAUGUGUUUGCGUUUGUGCGUGUAAAGUUCUGAACGACUGAUAUUUCAAUGCAUGAACUACUGUGUCCUUCCUAUACCGUAUCUCUAAUGUGUUCUUAUUGUUCAGAUUUUGAUAUUCUGACUGCGUUAGCACAGAUGCUCCACUCAUGAAAAUCAGACAAGUCCACGCGGUAACGUUCGUCCACGUUAUAACUUACAGGCAUUAGUAAACCUGCCAAUUUUUGAGAAAUGAGCAAAGCUAGGAAAAUCAGUCAUCUAGACAUUUAUUGUUUAACGUUUAUUCAAAAAACCUCGAGAACAGCUGCGACAUAAAUGAAAACAAACUAGAUAACUGCGGAAAGUAUAUAUGAAUAGUACACCCAGUUACUGUUGAAGAGUUACGGCGAAGUGUAUAUAUGAAUUGUAGUAUGUCCAGUUACUGUUGAAGAGUUAAUGCGAAGUGUAUAUAUGAAUAGUAUACUCAAUUACUG